GUUCACCAAGCCGUGUGGAGGAAAGCCCCUUUUGAAAUCUCUCUCGUUUCGCUAAAGGAGCCCCCACCGCCGAGGACUUCUCCAGAGAAGACUGCAGAGCAGUUCGCCUUCCCCGGCUGGAGAUCCAAGGGCGUCCAGCUGCCGAUCGUGGGAUCUCCACCUCGGGACUGCAAUGAGAUUUGAAGAGCUCAAGGCAAAAUCUUCUGGGCUCCUCACACUCCAGUCACAGGAAAAGAUCUAAAUCUGUUUCAUGAAGACUGCGGAUUGGUUGAUUGUCAAGAUGAUCGCCUGGUGGAAAACCUGUGUCUUGGCAGCCAUUUUUCUUCCUGUGGCUACUCCGAUGCAUUCAGACUGUUUCAUCAGGAAGGAGCAAGAGGCCUGCUUGGAGACCAUACGGAAGCUGAACGCCCUAAUGCCACUGAACGAAUCGGCUCCAGGAUGCCCAGGGAUGUGGGAUAACAUUACCUGUUGGAAGCCUGCCUUCGUCGGCGAGGUCGUCUUCGUCAAAUGCCCAGCACUCUUCACAAUGGUGAACUUCGAUGACGGCUGGGAUGUGAAUAGCUUGGCCUACGCACAACCAGGUGACCUCGAGCUCCUGGACAAUGCAGACGAAAUUCUAGGUGGAUCUGCAGAUUUAAAGGUUGUCGGUAGGAACUGCACUGAGGACGGCUGGUCAGAAUCUUUCCCCCAUUAUUAUGAUGCCUGCGGGUUCGAUGAGAAUGACACCAUGGGAGAUUAUAACCAGGAUUACUACUACCUCUCGGUAAAGGCUCUGUACACAGUGGGCUACAGCACUUCCCUUGUGUCGCUCACCACUGCGAUGGUGAUCCUGUGCCGUUUCAGGAAACUGCACUGCACACGGAACUUCAUUCACAUGAAUCUCUUUGUCUCGUUCAUCCUGCGAGCCAUUUCGGUCUUCAUCAAGGAUGGAGUUCUGUACGCUGAACAGGACAGCAACCAUUGCUUUGUCUCAACGGUGGAAUGCAAGGCCGUGAUGGUCUUUUUCCACUACUGCGUCAUGUCCAACUAUUUCUGGCUCUUCAUCGAGGGGCUGUACCUUUUCACCUUGCUGGUGGAGACUUUCUUUCCAGAGAGGAGAUACUUCUACUGGUACACCAUCAUCGGCUGGGGAACUCCUACCAUUUGCGUCACCAUCUGGGCUGUCCUCAGACUUCACUUUGAUGACGUUGGCUGCUGGGACAUGAACGACAACACAGCCUUGUGGUGGGUGAUCAAAGGCCCUGUGAUUGCAUCAAUAAUGAUCAACUUUUUGCUUUUCGUGGGCAUCAUCAUCAUCCUAGUCCAGAAGCUCCAGUCACCUGAUAUCGGGGGCAACGAAUCCAGCAUUUACUUCUUCAUGGUGGAAAGAGACGAGAAACAUGGCAUAUCCCAUCGCAGCUGCGUUCAGAAAUGCUACUGUAAAUCCAGCAGGGCUAAUCAACACGCUUGCAGGAUGUCAGAACUGUCCACCAUUACCUUGAGACUGGCUCGGUCCACCUUGCUACUUAUUCCACUGUUUGGGAUUCAUUACACAGUGUUUGCCUUCUAUCCAGAGAAUGUCAGCAAGAGGGAGAGGCUGGUCUUUGAACUGGGACUGGGAUCUUUCCAGGGCUUCGUGGUUGCUGUACUCUACUGCUUCUUGAAUGGGGAGUUUCUCCCUAAAGGUGCAAUCGGAAAUAAAGAGGAAAUGGAGGAGCUGGAAAGUCAACCGGUACUUUGCUGUGGAUUUCAAACAUCGCCACCCCUCCCUAGCAAGCAGCGGUGUGAACGGGGGGACGCAGCUGUCGAUUCUGAGCAAGAGCAGCUCACAGAUCCGAAUGUCGAGCAUAAAUGCGGAGAACCUGGCGACAUGAACGCAUAGGCCGUCUUCCUUCCCCUCCCCCAAAGGGGCAGGGGGGGAGAGAAGAAGAAAAAGCUCCUUUGGGAAACAAAACAACGUCAACAACAAAAAGGUCAUAAUUAAUUUUGGUGGUGUGGGGUGGUUGUGUCUGUCUCUGUGUUUUGUUUU
Molecule: messenger RNA, 2008 nt
Organism: Lacerta agilis (Sand lizard)
Lineage: Eukaryota; Metazoa; Chordata; Lepidosauria; Squamata; Lacertidae
Gene: ADCYAP1R1
Product: ADCYAP receptor type I
Exons: 18
Coding region: 251-1861 (536 amino acids)
Biological process (GO): cell surface receptor signaling pathway; adenylate cyclase-modulating G protein-coupled receptor signaling pathway
Cellular component (GO): plasma membrane; neuron projection
Molecular function (GO): G protein-coupled peptide receptor activity; peptide hormone binding; vasoactive intestinal polypeptide receptor activity
Source: RefSeq, a predicted model, not a curated record